GUCAAGCAAACAGCCAAGUGUUCUAAAGUUGCAAUUUUCACAAUUUUGGUUUUCCAUCCUUCCGCUUCCAUCUAUCUCGAGUUUUGUCCAUUCCUGUCUACCUCAUUGCCUUUUUGCAUUGAAAAAGAAUAUUCAAAAGCGACCUCAACUGCGACGCAUACCUCGACCAGUCUGCGCAUUCAUCUCAGUGGACACUAGAACGUUGUGGUCAAGCUUGCCUUCUCGCCAACAAUACAGUACAGGGUCUCUUGCUGACAAGCGUAUGCCAACAUUUGGCCGUAGCUAGACCUUCCGACGACCAUAACGACCCUAAAAGCUUCAAAACCAGAGGAAUAAGCUUGUGUGCAGUUAGUUGCUAUUUUUAGCCUGGAAACCUCCGAGGUCGUUGGUGGUUCCCACUUUAUGAAUACCAAAUACGAACGUUUGAAUCGCAUGCGGUAGCUCAAAUUGUCGUCAGAAGGACUGCCACCGGGAAAGGGACAUUGGGGUGUGGAGGGCUACACAGAAAAAGCGAGAAAAUUACUGAAGUUUAGCAAAAACCUACUCUCUUUGCAAUCAUUUUCACACAACCGGCUACAUUCAUUUCUGGAACAUCAAGUACUUCCAUAGGAACAACACACUAUGAUGACCGAUGGAUCGUUUUCUAUGGAAUCAGAACGGAGUGCUUCCCACAUGCGUGCUGAUAAACGCCCGGGGGUGCUUGACCCGCUCAAAAUGAGAUCCACAAAACAUCGCACGAGUUACUCUUCUGCAUCCUCAUCCUCAUCGACGACCUCCUCUGUCGAGCAUCACCUUCACGAAUCAGCGGAAACAGACGCGGGUGGAGAGUGUGACUUUGGUGAAUCAAUGUUACCGUCAUGCAUAUCUCCUGCGCUGUAUCCAGCUGAGCACUACACAUCGCUAACCACAUUAAAUCGCUCUCUUACCCAAUCCGUUCUCCGAUUUGACCAACUCACAACAUCAUACAUCAACCUUCGAAACCAGUUGCGGAACAUCCUGGACAGUGUCGAAGAGCAGGAACGACAAUAUGAAGCUUAUAUUGAAGAAAUAGGGCAGCUGCGCUUUGAACGCAAGUUUUUGAGGGAAGUGGUUGAGCUGUCUUCGUUCAGGGAGCGUAAGCAGUCGAAUGCAUCGGACAAAAGUAUAAACAGCACCGGGGCAAACAAGCGAUGGAGCUCACCCAUGAACACAGAUAAUGGUGAUGGCUGGGGAAAAAACGCACGACGAUGGACGGUGGGAGGCGCACAUUCAUUAGGAGCAUGUGGUGCUUUCCACAGUUUGCCAACUAGCCCGCGUCUCUCAAUAACAAGUUCAACCUUCCUCCCGCACGUUGACGACGAGAAUCGCGUAACGGUAGAUGACCUAGCGUCGCGGAAAAUUCAACGGGAAGCCUUUGCUGCCAUGCUUCAAACUAUACGUGAAACGUUUCUGGUGGGCGCGGGAUUCGCUUCGACCAUUGGGCCAUUUCAAGGCUUGGAAGUGGACUCUGAUGAGACGGAUCGCUCCAGCUGUCGUUCCCCUUGCUCUUCCCCCGGCACCCCCGUCACUCUCCUCAACCCUAGUGUUCCGUCGUCACCAAGCCACAUCCGCCCCACCCCACUCCCUUCGUACCCUUCCAACGAAAAACAUGUAGAAACCAUACACGCACGAAUAUCUCAUCUCACAAACCUUAUUGGACAGCUCGCACCUUCUGUUGAAGCCCUUCGCGAAAGUCUUGAGGACGUCAUUGCAGGCCCCGCAUUGGCGUAUCGUGCGUGGGUCCGUGAAGCAGAGAUUGAACGGGAAAUGCUUCGAGUCGAAUGUGAGGGUUUGCGAGAAGCUCGAGAGGGCUCUAAAAAAGUUGUGGAUAUGAGAGGAGUGAGUGAAGCAUCAGUUGGCCUGAUUUCGUCUGCGCUAGAGUCCUUGUGGGUUGAGCAAGGUGAUGAUGAUCACGAAGAAUGGGAAUCAGAAUCGGUGUACUGGUCGUGUGAUGAGGGUGACGAUGAACGGUAAAUCUCCCCACAAAUGGGGGCCACCUCUAUGUAACUUUUGUUUUUGGUAUCUCUUUCAUAGUCUGCAUCUCCAUAGGGGAUGUGCGCUUUUUACUUUUAUCUAUGAUUGUCACAUUGUCUUGUCAAAACGUGCAAUUAAAAUAAAUAGUCCGGUGUCGAGAGGUGGCAGAACGUUCAUCUCGAAUGUUUUACCAUAAAAAUUGGU
Molecule: messenger RNA, 2196 nt
Organism: Spizellomyces punctatus DAOM BR117
Lineage: Eukaryota; Fungi; Chytridiomycota; Chytridiomycetes; Spizellomycetales; Spizellomycetaceae
Exons: 2
Coding region: 622-1992 (456 amino acids)
Source: RefSeq, a predicted model, not a curated record